This is a messenger RNA of Colossoma macropomum (tambaqui), 2865 nucleotides long. RefSeq names its product protein interacting with cyclin A1 (gene proca1). Gene Ontology annotation, biological process: phospholipid metabolic process; arachidonate secretion. The record is from RefSeq and is a predicted model, not a curated record. Gene Ontology annotation, molecular function: A2-type glycerophospholipase activity. Bases 234 to 2648 code for a protein of 804 amino acids. The transcript is spliced from 4 exons. Lineage: Eukaryota; Metazoa; Chordata; Actinopteri; Characiformes; Serrasalmidae.
CAAAUACUGUGAAGUGUUGUACUGCAGGAAGCAGUUCCUGUUAAAAUAGCGAGGUGUGCUGAGGCUACUGGAGUUCAUUUGAUGUGGGAAAUGUUAAUUAAGGGGGCAAACCCCUCCCAUGAUGGCAGCGCAGCUUAUUAAAACCCGGGCAGUUGGAACCACCCGGCAGAAGGAGGGUGAGGUGUCGCCCCAGAACUUGCUGCUGCUGCUGCUGGAAGGGCCCACCUGGCGCGAUGUGGUCAGUCUUCUUCCUUUUUCUGUCUUAUCUGGACAGAGACUUUGUGAAGGGCGAGCUGGUGGGCCACCCACUAGACGCAGACAAAGAGAGCAACGUGGUGUUCCACGCGCUCGGCGACUCUCUGUGCGCGAGAAGCUCCACCAUAGGAGAGUACAGCCUCCAUCAGGUCUCUGAUGGGGUCGAGGACGUGCGCUCCGUGCGCAGCCCGGCUGGUCAGCUGGUCCAGUGCUCAGUGACCGCCAACCUCACACAGGUCACAUCCUUCAUGCGCGCUUGUCGGCUGGGGCUGAGAGAGCAGAGGGUCGAGCCCGCCGGCUCAGCGCUGAAGUUGACUGAUGUGGCCGAAGCCAGAGCGAACUGCCACCAGCUGAACUCAAAGGAUGCAGCGAGGGUGUCCGCGCAUGCGCAGAAGCAAGAGGAGCUCCAGCCCGGCGUUGAUGAAGCAGGCGGAGAACAGAAGCUCCGGAGAAACAAGCGAGGCUUCACCUAUCCCGGCACUCUGUGGUGUGGCGCUGGGAACAUCGCGGAUGACUACGACCAACUCGGGGAGUUUACUGAGACCGACAAGUGCUGUCGCACUCAUGACCACUGUCCACAUGUCAUCCACGCCUUUUCUUCCAGCUACGGCUACACCAACUUCAAAUGGCAUUCAAUUUCACACUGCGACUGCGACAAUGCGCUGAAGCAGUGCCUGAGGGAGGUUAAUGACACUUCUUCACGGGUGGUUGGCCAAGCUUUCUUCAACGUGAUCGAAGUUCCCUGCUUUGAGUUCUCCUUUGAGGAGCAGUGUGUUGAGCGGCACUGGUAUGGCGUGUGUAAGAGAUAUGACAGAAUGCCCGUCGCAGUGAUCAGACAAUCAAUCCCCUAUGACUUUGGAGGCAUUGACGUCAUUGAUGUGCUGACCUUAGCUCCUCCCAAGAAGAAAGUAUCCGAGCUGGACAAAGACGAGCAAGAGAAAACGCCAGGCUCUGAGAGCACCACCCAGUCAACCUUCACAGGAUCUAAAGGCGCCACCCCGGAGGAGCCCUCGCUUACAAAUGUGGUCACGGCUGCUGAAGACUUCAUCAAAGUGCUCGCCACGGUGUCUACCUCACAAAGCUCCUCUGCCGACAGCAGCAAAGGAGAAGCGCAGACUUCGGAAAAGAAGAGGAAGAAAAAUGCCGGCAAAAAGAAAAAAGAUUCAAAGAAGAGAAGAGGGAAGGGUAAAGGGAAGAAGAGAAAGCAGAACGCAGAGAGGGUUUCAAAAACCGAGGAGGGAGUCGCUGGCGCUCCUUCUGCUAACAGAACAGAGGAGGUCAUCAAUAAGAACCAUUUCGUAGAAGACCCUAGGGUCAUCAAAAAUAAUGACAAUUUCAUGACCGGUGCGUUCGAUUCUGUGGCUGACGGUGGGCAUUCCAAUAAGAUGAUGAGGGAUGAGUAUCAAAGGAUGCCCAGUGAAAGUCAGAUGAGCUCCACCACCACCACACCAAAUGCAAAGCAAGAGGAAGAGAUGCAAAAACCUCAAAAGCAAAUCAAGAACCUGGAUUCUGCACUGGCAGUUCACCCUACGACUGUUCCCAGUAAACCUAGAAGCGCUAGGCUAAGACAAAGGGCGGAAAGAAAAAGACAUGGACAUCUAACUCCGACUUCCCUCCCGUCAGAAGCAACCUUACACAAUAGAAUUGGAGAUAAGUCUCCAGUGAGAGCCACUGAAAGCACCAGCCCAGCAGGUCAGACAACACAGAGUCCCAUCAGUCCAGCAGGGGAGGAGGCGCCACGUAGCUUAGAGUACCAGGGUGAAAAGGGAUCCGCAUUUAUUGCCACCACACAAAAUACACCCAUUGUUGGAACUAAAAGGUUGAGGUCAAGGCAAAGAGGGGGGAGGAAGAAAAGUAGGAAACUCAGUACUCCUUCUUCCCCCAUUGAGAGAGAAGUUCCUCACGCUUUAAAAGCUGAAGGACCCUUAUUCCUCGCGACUGAUGUGAUUCAGGAGCUGACUGUUGGCCCAUCCCAUGAACCACAGGGCGUUUCAGAAAGGCUGCGGCCUAACAGACUGGAGAACCCGGCAGAACAUUCUGCAAGUUCACCCACGUCCGGUAAAGAUCUACCUAAAAAGAGGCACCAAAGGUUAAAGGGCACUAGGGACAGAAGGAGACCUGCAUUAGCAAUUUCCGACCCAUCCACCCAGGAAGACACGAGACUUGAAGACACGAUGACCACCAGUGCCACAACAAUUCGGGCCUUGACCGACAUAGACUCACAGAGAUUGCUUCAGACAAAGAAUCCUGAGGCAAGCACUGGCCACUUUUUCCUUCCUAUACAGACUAGCACUCCACCAACACUGCCCCUCAAGACCAACACGACCAAGGGCAGAAGAUCAAAAGAGAGAGCUGACAAGAAAAGAAGAAAAAGCAAAGUUGCUGAAACCUAAGCUUAAUAUAUUUGACUACGUAAAACAUGUCAGUGGAAUGGUAGCUUAGUAUGUAGCCUGUAUCAUGAUUUCUCUGAGAAGUUGGUACAAUAAUGACACAAAUGUUUUUAUGUAUUCUGUUUCGUAAAAUCCACUGAUGGUAGAGAGUGAGAUCACAUGUAUGAAGCAUUCAGCAUGUUAUACACCAUUAUCACUUAAUAAAAUAUGUUUAAAAGUC